AUGCCCGGCGGUGCAAUGGACGCCUUGGGGGCCUUCUCCCACCUCACCGAUAAUUUACCCACAUGGAUUACCCGGAUCUCUGAUCUGGCCACCCACACCGCCGCCAAACAUGCCGAAUAUGCCGAGGCGUACAAGAAACUCGCCGUCACACCGGGGAGACCGCGUCGACGCAAGAAUAGCUCCGUGUGCUCCAUCCGGACCGACGACCUGCGGAAUGCCGUCACACAAUCGCCGCCCCCCAUAGAUACACCGACCCAGGAAGACUCCGACACCCCCCAGCCCGCCCCCCAGGACCCGUCGACCCCGACCCCGAACCCUCGAAAGCGUGGCACGGACGAAGCCCCCUCCGUGGCCUCUGAGGAGAACCCUUUUGUCAGCACCCGAUACAACCUAGUGAUCCAUUACGACGGGGAGACGCAGAAGUCGCUGGAGGAAAUGGUGCGGGUUAUCGGGACGGCCAGAAACAACAUUCGGAGGGGAAAGAUGUCCCAGAUGGGCGCCAUGCGUAGUAGUGCUCUUAACAAACCCUCCCGCAUGAACAGCCCGCCGCUUCCUUCUUCCGCGGAUGGUUCUGAUGAUCAGUUGCUGUCCCAGAUCCGCAGCACCCGGAAUCGGGGACCUCCGCCGCAGGCCCGGGUGAUGGCGAAGAACUCCCCCUUUGAGAUGGCAGAUCGACAGUUGGAGUUGGCUCAUAGUUUGUGUGAGACGGCGGCUUACCAGUUCCUCCGGGUGGGCGACUGCUCGGAAGAACUACAGGGGGUGCUGGAUAAAUUCAAGGCACUGCUCGAACUGGCCACGGGUGAAGUGCGACGUCUCACGGAGGAACAGGAAAAGGAACGUGCCGCGAAGGAGAACGAGGCGCCACACGUGGAAUCUAUACAGUUGACAGUUGGCCCCGCGGGCAACAAGGUGCCGACAUCAGAUAUCGGAGCGAUCGAGGUGGACGACGGGACGGAAUCCGAAGAAUCGAUUGACUUAUCUACGUUCCGAGCCCGACGAAUGAUGAUGAGGGCUUAG
Messenger RNA from Aspergillus nomiae NRRL 13137, 1017 nucleotides. RefSeq lists its product as uncharacterized. The record is from RefSeq and is a predicted model, not a curated record. The transcript has a single exon. Lineage: Eukaryota; Fungi; Ascomycota; Eurotiomycetes; Eurotiales; Aspergillaceae. Bases 1 to 1017 code for a protein of 338 amino acids.